AUGGUGCAAUGCUCGUGGCUAACACGUCAAGAGAGACAUGCACAACCUCCCCUCGUAAAAGAUGACCGCGAUGCAAAGUUCCGGCAGCGGAUUCUUCGAACUCGCCCAAGAUUGGAAAGAGACAGAAGCUAUUUCGAAGUCCUUGUGGCAUGGCAGUAUGCCAGAACAAACCAUUGGACUGCCGCAAGCCACUGCUUAGCUUCGCUACGUGGGAUCAGGGAUGCUCGAUGUCAUGAUUCCCACUACGACCAGUACGUGCAAGACAUCGUGGAUGAUGCCAGCAGUGCAUCUGUCAGAAGCAGCCGGUGGGAGGCUGCUGUGAUGCUGCUUGAGCAUCUGAAUAUUGACCGAGCACCGAGUCGCCAGAAACGCCAUGAAGUUGGUACAAAAAUAGGGGCAGCAGGGCGCUGGAGACAAUCGCUUGCCUACUUUAAGUUCCUGGUGCGAUUGGGGAUGCGCCUGUAUCAGCCUUAUUACAGCAUGACGAUGCACUCUUGCGGCGAAGCACUUCGCUGGACAUGGAGCCUGGAGCUGUUGCAGCACCUGUGCUUUUCGAAAGUUGUCGUGGACAGUCGGAGCCCCCAACAUGUUGCGCCGUUCGAACAAGUGGCACACACAUGCCGACAGGCAAGUACCCGGUCCAGUGCCUUGAGCGCGCUCAAGAUUCUGCAGACCGCGCGUCGGCUCUCUGCAGCAACAUCUAUUCUUCGCGUGAAGGUCAUGGGUGCUUGCAGCCGCAGUGGAGAUUGGGCGAGCGCUUUGUCGGUGCUUGAGCAGGUCGGAGUCGACGGAGUUCGGCCACAUCUUCGGACCUACACAGCUGCACUGACUGCUUCUGGUAUUCAGCUGAGCUGGGAGUCUGCUGCUUUUCUCUUGAACUCCAUGAAGUCAUCGGAGUUGCAUCCCGCUGAAGCAACUUUUGAUCGCGUCUUGGAGACCUGCCGCAAGGUCAGCAGUUGGGCUCCGGCGCUGGCAUAUCUGCGACACAUGCGAAGGAAUUAUUUGGCCCCUGAUGCGAUACGGUUUGCGUCCGUUGCCCGGGCGCUCUUGAACAAAAACAUGGUUGACCAAGCCCUUGCAGUUUUAGGAGAAAUGCGGCAAUGCAACCUGGACGUGGACGUCUCGGCACGUAUUGUGUUCACCGCGGGCAUGGGAGCCAGCGCAGAUUCAACGGCCUGGAAACGUGCCGUCCAUCUGCUUAGUCAGUUCAACGCUGUCGGCUUCGAGGCAGAUGUUCAACUGUUGUGUGCUGCUGCGAAUGCAUGCAGAAGAGCAGACAACUGGAGAGACGUUCUGUACCUGCUCGGCGUGGGCGGCAUCGAACUAGAUAUCACUGCUCAAAACGUCGCCGUGAACUCUUGUGCAUGCGUCCUUCAGUGGCAGUGGGCUAGCAACCUACUAAGUUGCUCGCAGCAGGCUGCUCUGCAGCUUGACGAGUUGACAUUGCCAUCCUGGAUGGGACUGACCUCAAGGUCGCAGGUCUGGGACCGAAAAGAUUCUGGGCGGUCUACUCUUCAUCAGGCUACAUCACCGUGGGUUGGAAGGAGAGCGUGGUCCCGAGCUGCAAUGCUUCAAUCGCCAGGUUGUCGAACGGACAAGAGGCUCUGCCAUGCCACGGUAAAGCUCUACGAGAAGGCACGUCGCUGGAAGCAAGCGAUUGGUGUCCUGUGUGACAUGCGCAUGUUUGGCUUGCGUCCCGAUGUCGCCACACUCAAUGCUGCGUUCGUGGCUUGUGGCCACAGCCGGCUUUGGUGUACAGCUUUGGGUUUGAUGCGGCAGAUGUCCCGACUCACAGUGCAGAAAGAUAUGGUAUCAUACGAUGCGCUGGCAGCUGGCUUAUAA
Molecule: messenger RNA, 1842 nt
Organism: Symbiodinium sp. CCMP2592
Lineage: Eukaryota; Dinophyceae; Suessiales; Symbiodiniaceae
Source: the annotation of a GenBank genome assembly